Molecule: messenger RNA, 2590 nt
Organism: Amphibalanus amphitrite
Lineage: Eukaryota; Metazoa; Arthropoda; Thecostraca; Balanomorpha; Balanidae
Product: translation initiation factor IF-2-like
Exons: 3
Coding region: 338-2104 (588 amino acids)
Source: RefSeq, a predicted model, not a curated record
GGGCGCGUGCCAACGGCGGCCCUGUCUAAACUGGGCCGGCCCGCGGGCGGCGGUGGCGGCGCGGCUCGGUUGGACCCUGUGUGAGUGCCGGGUGGGAGUCUGCCGACCCACUCCGUCUUCAUCCGGUGAUCGGCGGUCAGCGCCCCCGGCUGUGCCGCCCACGCCCUCGGCCGUUCCCCUCUGUGGGUCCUCGAACUCAGCGGAGCGCCUCGUUACGAACCGGCUCACCCCGAGCUUCGGUGGUGCGCUGUCUCAGGGUCCACCCUGAGCGGCCUGAGAGCAGUGGCAGGUGGUGGGACGGAGCUCGGGUGUCGGACGGAGCCGGGUGACCCCAGUGAUGCCGCCUCAACUGGAGAGUGCUGAGGAACGGGGCACCGAAACGGAGGAUGACCGAGACGACGGACAGGACGAAGAGGAGGAAGAUGAUGAAAGGGAGGACGGACCCAACCCGUACAAGGCCCAGGCCGAAGCCAAGGCCAGAGUUGUGCACCUCCGUGACAAGGCUCUGGGAUUCUGGCACAGAGACGAGUGGGAGUCCAUCAUGAAUAUGUACACAAACGAGGCGUUUUUCGACACGCUGCUCUGCUGGGUGCGGCCCACGCGCGACUUCCUGUCGUUCCUGCACGCCGAACUGCGCCGCCUGUACGUGACCAAGAUUGUCAGCGUCGGCUGCGGCUGCGGCUUCCUCGAGUGGCUCAUCAAACGCGCCUGCAGCGGUAUCGAGGUGAUCGGCUACGAGGUAGACCGGGCCUGGUGGCAGGGGCGCUACGGCGUGAAGCCCUUCAUCGAGCAUAUCUACAUCGACGAGGUGAAGACCCGCCACGUACCGGCCGGCUCCGUGCUGAUGACGUGCUACUUCCACAGCUGGGAGUGCUGGAACCAGUACCUGGCAGAGUUUCGCGGAGACAUCGUCAUCGUCAUUGGGCCGGAUACCAACGACCACGUCACCUUCCCCGAGCCAAGACACCUGCUCAGCGACCCGCGUUUCGUGCUCGAGAGCCAGCGCGACAUCGCCGGCGGCGACAAGAUCGUCAUCAUGCGGCGGAACCCGGAGCUGUGGCCGGUGCCGCCACCCCCGCCAGAACCAGCUGCCGACGAGCCGCCGCUGCCUAGCGUCAAACCACCCGACAGCAAGGCCGAACAGGCGAAGCGAUAUAACGAGAUGCGACGCUCGCUGGUCAUGAACCGCAUCUGCAACGCCAAGCAGAAUCCUAAGACAGCGCCGGUGGACCCGAAGGUGCGCCAAGGCCCGGCAUUGCGUAGUACCUACACCACACGCAAACCGUCGCUAGCGUUCAGCUUAGGGAGCACCAGCGUCGCGUCACGACUGAAGAAUCUGGACGGCGGGGCAGCCGGCGGCAUCCGUCGUUCGGCAUCCUGCAGCGCACAUCUCGACUCACUCGGCAAAAGCCGAGAAGAUAAGUCGGUGUCAAGGCGGAAAACGACGGCACCAGCGGGGUCUGGAUCCCGCGCCGGUUCUUCCGGAGCAAGUCCUCGACUGUCGGGAUCGGUGACACCGGACGGCAGGGACAGGCGGAGCGCAGUCGGCCAGCGGCUCGGUGUGGCCACUGCGUUUGCCGGCCGGCCACUGCGUGAGAGCCGCUCCGUGCCUUCCCUGGCCACUCUGCAAGAGCUAGACCGCAACGAGCUGGAGACGAAAGUCAAUGGGAACGCAGACUUCGGCAGCGAACGGACGACCGACACAUUGGACAGUUCCGUACGACGGCGACGCCCUACAAAUGAAGACGACGACCGACAGCCCACCGAGACCCCGAGACGACGAAGAAGAGAGGCUCAGGGCCCGGCCAGUACAGGCAGUGCUGAGGAUGACGGAGACUCCCAGCAAAUUGCAACGGAGAGGAGACGGAGGACCAGGGCAGCGGGGCAGCCAGACAGCUCCGAGCGGCAGCCGCACGCGGCGGAUACUGCGGCCACUGACGGGGCUUCGAACGGACAGGGUGAGAAUCAGAUGGCAUCCGGCCAGGAGCAGGGAGUGAAGGUGUCGCCUCCACUGGUGACCGUUACAGACCUGAGCGGCGAGAGGCGGCAAAGCCUGCGGCGACCCAGCUGGUCGCUGUUCUCACUCACCUCUCCAUCGCGCUGAGCAGCGGCAACAGUGGAGAAGACGAAAGGGUCUGACCACUAACGACUACCAAUGGAUCCUCACGUCAAGUGCCUACAAGACGUGCCAGAGACAACUGACCCGAAAAAAGGAUGUCGUGCGGCAAAGCCUUUUCUCCCGACUUCAGAGUAAAGCAUUUCCCCUCAGUCAUCAAAACAAGAGAUGGACCGUGGUCCGUGUGUCAUAACCAUAUUUGCUGUGCUGAUCCUCGCGACAAUAUAACAAUCAAGUUUUCUUGAAGUGAGCUUUUCACGAGAACACCGGUGACCCGCUAUGCAGUGUGAUACGUGUGCCAAGACGUGAUACUGUUACCAUGACAUUUGCGCAUAGACGUUAGCUACAAUGUCGUAUGUGCUAGGCAAAUCCAUAGAUGUGAUAUAUAGGCAUUGCUAUUUGAAAGUUGUGAGUGUGAUGGAAAUAAAGAAAUAGCUAGAGCUCCCGUAAGUACGGCACAAACAUCACCAAAAA